GUGGCAGACACUGGCACCCAAUGCUUUUGCUUCCUGGUUCCUCUUAGGGCAGCCGUCUGGGAAAAGUCCUUCUCUCUUACCGCGUGCAUUUACACACUCAAGGGUUUAAGUGAGACUCCCAGGCGAUUUCUUGCUAUUCUUUCCCUCUCCCCCAGCACCACUGGUGCCCCAGGGGUCAGCUGCUCUGCUCUUAGCUUGGCCAGAACUGCUGACCUAAGCAGGAGCGGGCUGGGAUGGAGAGGGUGGGAUGGAGAUCACCCAGAGUGACCCUCAGGCUGCUGAUGCAACCAGUCCCCUGCUAUAGGCCGGGGAGAAAGUCCUGAGUCAGUGCUUCCCAUGUGGGAGGAGGGUGUCUUUGCUGGAGCCCUGGAACAGGUCCCAGUGAGACAUGUCUGCCUUGGGACAUAUUGCAGGGGUGAGAGAUGUGCCAUCAUAGAUGUCCUGAGAUGGCAGGAGCUCUCCAGCCCAGAGAUGGACUUUGCUAUUUCAUCCCGAGAAGGAGGUCAUACUGAUAUCCAGGAAUUCCUCUUGCUAGAACAAUUUCUCCACUUCGAUAAUGAAUGGGGCCAAGUCUAUUGAUUUGAAUCAGGGGAGGCAGUGGCAUCCUUGCUGUGAGGAGCCAUGGGUCCUGUGCUCUUGCUUGCAGCCUUAAAGUUCUGGAAGUCCCAGGGUGCAGCAGGCAACCCGGCUGGGGUUAUCUGCCGCUGUUGACCAAGUUAAGAAGCGAAAGGUCGGCAAUCAAUUAUGGAGAUAGAAGAUCCCUUUCCUGGUGCUAUCGAGGUCCAGUGCUCACAGUCUGAUGUUAUCAGGCAUUCGUCAUUGUCCUGAGUUGUAAAUAAACCCAUUGCACAACCUGCAGCCGGGAAUUGACAGCCCGUAGCCCAGAAGUAGCUGGGCUUUUGGAGGUGUUUGCCUAUGACCUUUUCUCUCACCACACCCUGGGGCUCUUGGGAGGAGCUGAGGUCUGAGCUGCAGUGCCAGGAUGCUGCCUCUGUCAGUGCAGGCGUUCUGCUGCCUUCCUGGGUCCCGUCAGCCUUCUUGCUCAACCACUGGGUGCACAGGAUGGAAACUGCUCUCCCCUGUCUGGAAGACCGCGCGUGGCUUGAGUUCAUAGCGUUGUGGUUGGAGACGGAGACGGCCGCCGCUUUCUCAGGCUUUCUGUAGCCAGUCUGUGUCGGAGGAAAGCGCAGCCCUCCAUGCCUUAUGCGCCCCAGAAGAUGGACAGACAAGCGGUAGCCAGGCUACUCGGGCGCUUCGGACAGUGGCUGCCUCGACACGGAGCAGGAUCUCCCCAGGACCAUCUAGGGGAAGGAGUAAAGGAACCAGAAAGGACCCAGGAGCACUGUCUACCCAACUUUGCUGGAGGGCAGCACUUCUUUGAAUACCUCCUCGUGGUUUCCCUCAAAAAAAAGCACUCGGGGCCAGAUUACGAGCCCACAAUCACCUACCAGUUUCCCAAGCGGGAGAACUUGCUUCGGGGCCAGCAGGAGGAGGAGGAGCGGCUGCUGGGAGCCAUCCCCUUGUUCUGCUUCCCAGACGGCAAUGAGUGGGCCCCCCUCACUGAGUAUCCCAGGGAGACCUUCUCGUUUGUUCUGACCAAUGUGGAUGGGAGCAGGAAGAUCGGAUACUGCAGACGCCUCUUGCCCGCCGGCCGCGGCCCUCGCCUCCCGGAGGUGUACUGCAUCAUCAGCUGCAUUGGCUGCUUCGGCUUGUUCUCCAAGAUCCUGGAUGAAGUGGAGAAGAGGCAUCAGAUCUCCGUGGCCGUCAUCUACCCAUUCAUGCAGGGCCUCCGAGAGGCAGCCUUCCCGGCUCCUGGGAAGACUGUCACCCUCAAGAGCUUCAUCCCCGACUCGGGCACGGAGUUUAUCUCACUGACGCGGCCCCUGGACUCCCACCUAGAGCAUGUGGAUUUCAGUUCUCUAUUGCACUGUCUCAGUUUUGAGCAGAUCCUUCAAAUCUUUGCCUCUGCAGUGCUGGAGAGAAGAAUCAUCUUCCUGGCAGAAGGUCUCAGCACCCUGUCUCAGUGCAUCCAUGCUGCUGCCGCGCUGCUCUACCCCUUCAGCUGGGCCCACACCUACAUCCCCGUCGUCCCCGAGAGCCUUCUGGACACUGUCUGCUGCCCCACUCCCUUCAUGGUUGGAGUACAAAUGCGCUUCCGGGAGAAGGUUAUGGAGAGCCCCAUGGAAGAGGUCCUGUUGGUGGAUCUUUGUGAAGGAACCUUCUUAAUGUCAGUUGGUGAUGAAAAGCACAUCCUACCACCCAAGCUUCAGGAUGACAUCUUAGACUCUCUUGGCCAUAAGAUCAAGGAGUUACAGACUUCAGAACAAAUCAACGAGCACGUUUCAGGACCUUUUGUGCAGUUCUUUGUCAAGACUGUGGGCCACUAUGCUUCCUACAUCAAGCGGGAGGCAAAUGGGCAAGGCCACUUCCAAGAACGGGCCUUCUACAAGGCCCUGCCCUCCAAGGCCAACCGUCGAUUUGUGAAGAAGUUUGUGAAGACACAGCUCUUUUCCCUUUUCAUCCAGGAAGCUGAGAAGAGCAAGAACCCACCUGCAGGCUAUUUCCAGAAGAAAAUACUUGAAUAUGAGGAACAGAAGAAACAGAAGAAAUCAAAGGAAAAGACUGUGAAAUAAGAGCUGUGGAGAAGAGGAGUGACUAGACCUCCGGGCCAGUUGUGGACUUUGGGCCCUGCCAUGAUGGUAGGCUCAGUGAAGCUCUCAGCCCCCAGAAUUCACAGCCUUCUUCCAAGUCCUGGUAACCAGGUCUUGCUUCAAGUGGGUGUCUUUUGAGUUCUAGAUGCCUGGAAUCAGCUUUCUUAGGACUCUAGAAGGCUCCGACCUCUGUGCUCACAGAGCUGGGCGCAAAGCUGCCUUUUCUGCAGAGGUGACAGAGGGCAGGAAACAGCAGUAGAGGUGCUAUAGUCUUAGAAGUUGCUGUAACCGCCCUCUUCCAGGAACCACUAUUACAAGAUCCUCCACAGAGAAAGCUCAGUUUCUCCACAUAAAAAAAAAGACGUCUAUGGACAUGUGAGGAUAAGAAUAAAGAUGAAAAUCUUUUUGUCCUUUAAAUGUGUUAUCUCUAGCUUCCGCUAGGGAGAGAGGACCAGACAAACAAGGCAAUAGAUGUGAGAAUAAACUGGACUAGAAGUGGAAGACCUGGUAAUAGUGCCCAGAACUCUGGGGCUGUGUGCGGAGUGCAGAACUGUAGAGGUCAGCAGACCUUCUCACCAGAAGGAUAAGGGAUACCGGUAAAAGCAGCAACAGCACUGGGGGCAUGGCAGCAGCUCUUGGUUCUAGUCAGGUGUGCUUUCCAGAAUCCUGGGAGAAAAGUGAAACAUUUGCAGUCUAAGGUAACUUGAGGGUAAGCAUUUCGGUUGACAGAAGCCAGUGAAGAACACUUCCAGAAAUAGGUCUGUCUGUCUAUCAUUUCCAGUUUGGAGCUUUCUCCAUUAGACAUCCUGCUUCCUACUUCACUAUCCUGAGAAGCCCAGUUCAGCUCUUUUGCUCAAGGUAGAGGGAUCCCCACAUUGACAUGUUUUCCUUUGGAGAGAAGAGAGUCAUAAUCUGAAACAGCCGAAGGAAUUUAGUGUCACCUGGUCCAUAUUCCCUCUAUACCUCUACUGGCAGCUUCUGUUUAAACACUGUGAAGGGAAGGGAAACUUAUAGAAGCAUCUUAUCUUUUACAAAUUCCAUCUUUUUAAUGGGUGUAUACGAGUAUGGUCCUCAGAGGCCCCUGAAUUCUGUACAAAGAGCACAAAUGUUGUUAGAGGGUGGGACUGGGGACUGGGGCUAGCAAAUUGAAGUUAAAGCCAACAUCAUUUUAUUUGAGGGGUACAGAGACCUACUGCAGGUGGCAGAUGUUCCACCAUCCGCAUGCCACCCCUAACUACGCUGCUACUCUUCACAGCUUCGAAGUUACUGCACCUUUUAAAGUCAUUUAUGGCAGUGAUUCCUAAGCCUAAUUGUGCCUCACUUGGUUACAAGGACUAGAAUCCUAGGGAGCUUAUGAACAUAUGAGGCCCCAUAUCACACCUACUGAAUCAUCUCUAGAGACAGGACAUGGAAACCUGUAUUUUUUAAACUUCUUCAGAUGAUUCUGACACCUAAUGAGAUAUAAGAUCCUAAGGAGAUUCAGGACCAACUGCAGUUUACUAUAAAUGUACCCUUAAUCUGAUGCUGAUGGUGUCUGGAGUUGAAGGAACCACACACCAAAAACCUGAACGUCUUCCCUUUAUGCUGAGAAAGAUUCUAGCGUCUCAAAUUGUAGUUUCAGCCCACCAUAGAUAGCUUCCAGCACAGCUCCUACGGUGCAGGAGAGAACACCUGACCACAAUUCAGAAGUUCUGGAUUCUAGCUCCCGUUCGGAAAAGGAGCAAUUGUUGUGACAUUGCUGUGCCAUCUAGCCUCUCCAGACGUCAAUGUCCGCUGUAGGUAAUUAACAUCUGCUAUGUCUACCUAACAAGACAGUGAUGCAAAACUCUGCCAAACAAGUUAAUUAUUCUUCCUUCUUUUUCCUCUGUACUAACCUACAAAAUUUGAUCUGCUCUAGCAUUUUCCUAUAUGCACCUCUCUACCCCAGAUGCCUGAGGAGUUGUUUCGGAGCAAAGGUAGUGAGAAAUUUCCCUUUCCUGCUACCUUCUAGCAAAGAAACAGAAGGUUUCACUGUCACUGCUAACCAUGAUUACAUGGAACUGAUGGAACUAUUAAAAGUGCAAGAAAGAGUUCUGGCUAUUAGGCAAGGCAGCUCUGCUGUUUAUCCAUGAUUAUGGAAACAAGGUGUAAAUAAAACUCAAUAAAAAAGACACCUCGUUUUAGUCAAUAAUUGAAA
Molecule: messenger RNA, 4827 nt
Organism: Sus scrofa (pig)
Lineage: Eukaryota; Metazoa; Chordata; Mammalia; Artiodactyla; Suidae
Source: RefSeq, a predicted model, not a curated record